Brenthis ino (lesser marbled fritillary) is the source of this 1149-nucleotide messenger RNA. The record is from the annotation of a GenBank genome assembly. Lineage: Eukaryota; Metazoa; Arthropoda; Insecta; Lepidoptera; Nymphalidae.
AUGCGAUUCUCCACUUGGCAGCGACCCAUAAUGAAGAUGCGGCGGGAUAAAAUUUGGCGUUGGCGUUGUCAAUGGAGCAUUGUGACGCUAGCAGCCGUCGCAUUGGUUGUAUACAACGCUGCAGCCAAUCUGUGGCUGUUGAGUCCCCCGCCCUGCACUAUGAGGAGCAGUCCACCCACCAGCGAGCUACCUACUUGCGAGCCUUGUGUGGACACUGCACAAGUAAUGGCUAUCGAAGAUGACCCGAUAGCCAGGCUCGACUUACGUCUAGGCAGAUGGGACAGUUCAAGAUCUUAUAGAAUGUUCGAUUACGCUACAGUCGGGGAUAUGUAUGCUGAGGCAUCAGCUAAUCGCCGCGUUUGUUUGGCGACGCAGAGUUCUAUCGAAAGGUUACACGAAUUGCUAAGAAUAGCAGCGCACUGGUCUGGUCCUAUAUCAGUCGCAGUGUUUGUUGCUGGGGAUGAGUUGAGGCUCUUGAGGGCGUUUGCCACUUGGCUUUCUCGUUGUCAACCAGAUGUGUAUUCAAGAGUAGCGUUGCAUGCCGCUACACCAGCAGAUCGACCGGGCAUCCAGGGUAGUAUGCCAAAUUGGGCCAAAAAUUGUGAAGCUGCCCCUUUACCCCCAGGAGAAAGACGAGCAGAUACCGUCGCCUGGCGAGCGAGACACCCAUAUCCACAGAAUCAUUUAAGAAAUUUGGCUAGAAGGAACUGUCAUACACCUUAUGUGUUUCUCGUGGAUGUUGAUAUUGUCCCAUCCCGUGGGAUGGCGGAAGCUCUAGACAGCUUUCUAGCUAAAGCUCCGAAGUGUCCUCUCUGCGCUUAUGUGGUGCCUACGUAUGAGUUAGACAAGCGCGUGGCAAAUUUUCCGGCGAACAAGUCGGAGCUGCUAAGACUAUCGAGAAACAAAUUAGCUAUACCGUUUCAUAGAAAAGUGUUUAUUUAUAACCAGUAUGCUUCGAAUUUUUCGAGAUGGGAAUCCUCUGGAGGUAACGAGACAUUGGACACUCAUAUCAGCCACAAUGUGACCAAUUUUGAACUCUUAUACGAACCGUUCUACGUGGCGCCGGACACUGUGCCUGCACAUGAUGAGCGAUUUUUGGGAUAUGGUUUUACUAGAAAUACUCAGAAAGAAUUUACAAACAAUAGCUAU